Molecule: messenger RNA, 5470 nt
Organism: Dreissena polymorpha
Lineage: Eukaryota; Metazoa; Mollusca; Bivalvia; Myida; Dreissenidae
Product: serine/threonine-protein kinase Chk1-like
Exons: 11
Coding region: 97-1668 (523 amino acids)
Biological process (GO): autophagy; peptidyl-serine phosphorylation
Cellular component (GO): cytoplasm
Molecular function (GO): ATP binding; protein serine/threonine kinase activity
Source: RefSeq, a predicted model, not a curated record
CAAAGUUCUGAUGGAAAAAAAGCGUUUGAUACAGGACCACCAAUACCUGGAGAGGACACUAAACAUGGGGAUGAGGGCUUGCCGUUUACACCAAAGAUGCUGUAUCAGACCGCAACAAUCUUUAAAGGUACAUGGAAAGAUUGCAUACCAUUGGCAGAAAAUGAAGCAAAAGAGAAAAGAGGAGGGGAAAGAGGAGUGAUAAUAGAUGAAAAAGCUUAUAUCAGUUUGAAGGAAAGACGUGGUCGAGAUGGCUCGGACCAUUACAAAAUAAUUGGCAAAGGUGCUUUUGGGAAGGUCGAAUUACUUCAUCUUGGGACAAAGGACAUUGUUAUAAAAAAGGUGGAAAGAAACAAAUUCAAGAAGAACGAAGUCAUAAUUCCAUGUUCUUCCAAGCAUCCAAAUAUUCUGGCAUGUUUGGGGCUGAUUUUCAGACUAUCAACUGUACAGAUCUUGUUUGAACACGCAGGCAUGACUCUGUGUAAAUACAUCGAAAUUCAUCCAAGUGUGCCCAUUGUCACUGUUGUGAGGUUGUUCAGCCAACUGAUAUGUGGCUUAAAAUAUCUUCAUAAAUAUGGCCACCGACACCUGGAUAUAAAACCUUCCAACUUGUGUGUCUCUACUGGACAAGAUGGCAGUGUUUUACUCAAGAUCAUUGAUUUUGGGUCUGCCAAAAUGAGGCAUGAGGUGAACGACUUCAAUGGCAUGACACCUGCUUACAUGGCUCCAGAAAUUUUCAGAAACCUGAAAAUGAGAAAGGACGAGGAGAUUUCGGAACAGGCAGACAUGUUCUCAGCCGGUCUUGUGUUGAUGUUUAUGUUGACUGGAAAACAUCACAGAAGAACUAGACCGUUUUCAAUACAUGUAUCACCAGAGAUCAUCUUUGAAAUACCCAUCCUAGAGCCGUUCCGAGAAUUAAUUCACAAACUGCUUGAAAAUCUCUUGAAGGACCAUCCCUCGGAGAGAUUGACCUCAUUGCAGGCAUGGGGCACUCUACAAGAUCAUAUUGAAAGUCCAGAAUUCCAGGAAAUAACUCCAAAAGGUUCUCUUAAAAGAAAAGCUGGAAAUCCAACAACCAGCAGGCACUCCUCAGCUAGCAGUGUUGCUAUGGAUACUGCUCAUAUUCAUAUCAAGAAUGAAACAAGUCUAAAAGAGACCAUGCCAUCACCAGUGGUAGACCUUCGUGGAGGCAGGACUCAAUACCUGCCUGCCACCAACUUGGGAGAAUAUGACAUGAUUGAUAACGUUUCUAACACAGUAGACAGUUUUAAGAAGCCCAGACUGGACCCUGAUGUUGGUACAGAAAGGUCAAGGGUCAAGGUUCCCAAUACUGAAGGCUGGAAACCGACCGAUUUGGUAGUGAACCUGAGUCAAUCAACUCAAGUCAUGGUUGAUAAAACAGCUGUGUUCGACCAAGCAUGGGAUGAACAUGCAGGACAGGAAGCAGAUGAAAGUGAUAUGCUUACGGCAGAUACAUCCGAUGUUGGAGAAGAUGAGCAAGAAGUACAUCAACUCACAGCUGAUGCCGUAGAAGACAAUGCUGCUAGAGAUUGGAGUAUGGGGGACCCACCUGAUGAUCAACACAACAAUAAGUUGCCUAUUUUUCAAGAACUCUUGUCGGAUAUGGACAGUCCAGUUCUAUCAUAUAAUGAGGCAGUGCCUUAUAUCUGAAAACUGGGCUUAUAGAAACAUGUACUAUUAAUCAUUAUUAUUCGUGGAUCUUUCUUUGUUUUCAUUGGUUGAACAAUUCACAAACAUGUCGGAAAAUAAUCUAUGCUCAUAACUACAUAAUCAGAAAUCCACGAUUUAAUGUCCACAAAACAGUCUUUUUUUUGGGAAACCACAAAAUUAUGAACCUCUUAGCACGCAAGCAUUCUGCAUGCAUACUGUCAUUGAUUUUUAUUUAGAACCUCGUUGCUUGAGGGCCAGAAGUGAUAAUAGGCCUGCAGAGUGAAUAAUCGUCCCGAAUGCUGUAGGCCUGAGGGCGAUUAUUCACUCCAGGGCCGAUUAUCACUUCCGGCCCUCCCCUUUAGCAACGGUGGUAUUAGCGUCUUUAAUACUUAAUCCCCGUUAACUGUACUAUUUAUUACAGAACCAGAUUUCCGUACUUUAAUUUUCAUUCAAUUAAUCACGCAAUUAAUGAUGUAUCUCAUGUGAUAUAAUUUCUGUGAUGAAACACAGUUUUAGCUAGACUCUCUGGAUUUAAGGGACAACACUUCAGUCGUGGAGGAUUUAUAUUUAACAGUUAAAUAUUUUUUAGCAUCGAACGAAUCCAAAACUUAUUUCGGAUUGUGUGUUUGUCAUGCAUUAUUAGGAAUCCAUUUUGUGUAAUUGCUCCGACAAGUCAUUCGAUUUCGUUAAUCAUGUUUUUGGUGAAAGGGGUUAGCAUUUGAUACAAAUGGAAUAGCACAUCCUUGCUAUUUUAUUAGCUCAGCUGUUUUUGGAGAAAACCAAAGCUAUUGUCAUUGCCAGCUCGUCGUCCACCGUCAGUCGUCCGAAGUAGGCGUUUUGCUAAAACCUUAACAUUGGCUCUAAAAUCAAAGUGACCUCUUUGACCUCUUAUUUAAAACUUAUACAUAGGCUCUAAAGUAAAAAUGCCUCCACCUACAACUUUUAAACUUCACUAGGUCAAAGGUCAAGGUCACUGUGACCUCUUAAUAUAAAACUUUACCAUAGGCUCUAAAAUCAAAGUGCUUCCACCUACAACUUUGAAACUUCAUAUGUAGAUGUACCUUGAUGAGUUACACACGCCACACCCAUUGUUGGGUCACUAGGUCAAAGGUCAAGGUCACUGUGACCUCUAAUAUAAAACUUUAACAUAGGUUCUAAAAUCAAAGUGCUUCCACUUACAACUUUGAAACUUCAUAUGUAGAUGCACCUUGAUGAGUUCUACACGCCACACCCAUUUUUGGGUCACUAGGUCAAAGGUCAAGGUCAUUGUGACCUCUAAAAAAAAUUCUGACAAGCUUUCGCAGCCGAGCGUGGAACCCGUUAUGCGGUGCUCUUGUUAUUAUAAACAUCGGGUUUAAGUUGUUGAGGUAAGUGUUUCUUUAACUAUAAAGUUUGCUGUUCGAUGAAUCCUGUUAAAGCUCAAAUAGAGGCAUAUCUAAUGUAUAGAAGAGUUUCAGUUUCAACAUGUCGUUAACAUUAUGUUCGAUUCUUUCGUUGAGUUGUGGUUAAUUGUAUUGAUCACCGUUGGCUGAGACUGAAUGUGGACGCCAUUUUGUUAUUACGUAGCGCGUUGGCGGUAACGUCACAUGCUUUAGCUCCGGGGCCGAUUAUUGAUUAUCAACAUUUGGUCCUGCAGGGCCAAAGGUAAUAAUCAUCUUGCUUUGACCGAUAAUCACAUGCAUUUGAGUCAAUUUUGUUACGAUAUAUAGUUACAUAAAUAUAAACAACAUUUUAUUUCUGUGUUGGAAUAUAUAUAUGCAUAAAAUUUUGUCUGGAACAUUUUUUUCACCUUUUGUAAAAUAGAUUUAGUUGAAUCAUCUACAAGACGAAGUGAUGUUUCCAUAAUGCAACAUUAUUAUUUGAAGUUUAAGGUGUUCACAUGUAAUUAUAAUACUUGUUAGUGAUGACAGUGUAUAGAUGUUUUGCUAUUGAUACCACAAAGUGUUUUUGUUUAUAUAUUUUAUUUGAAUGUAAAUGAAAUAUUUAAAUUAUGUGAUAUUAAUUCAUUUUCUGUGCAGAAUGAUGUUUCAUUUAUAGCGUGUAACUAAUGACAAAGUGUUUUCACUUUAGAAAAUAAUUAUGACUGCUUUGUUUGGUGUUAUUUUGCUGUGGAAAUAAGUAAAAUUAAUGUUACAAGUUAAUGUAAAACAGAUUAAUUUUGUUAUGUUUAUUCAAUGGUGUGGUUGUAUUUAGUUUUUGUUGGGCCAUGAACUUUAUUAUCUAGUUGCCCAAUGACCUUAAAACAAGCGCCACUCAUUGUUUAAUGUAUACAUAUUUAUAUUUGUAUUAUAUUUGUAUUUGGUUGUUGUUUGAGAGUGAUUAUUAUAUAUGAUUGUUUUGAUUGAUAUCUGAUGUAAACAAACAUAAAAUUAUGUUUUGUUAUUGCUAUGAAUGCUCUAUGAAUUUCCAUUUUUUUCCUUUAAAGUAGUGGAUUCAUACAUUCAAUUGCAACAUCAUUUAAAUAUAUUUAACGUUAUUUCUUUCCUUGCCACAGAACACAGUUCCUUCAUUUGAUUUGAAAAUUUAAAAUACUUUGUCAUCCAUCAGAAUAACACAAUAUUCGUAAUAACCCAUGCUGAAAUGUGUCUUUAUGAUGUAAUAUAAUUAAAAUUAACAUGUAGUGAUUGAAAUGUUACACGGUAUACUAGCUUUGUGUAUUGACAUUGUGAUUGAGACUUAAGUGGUUAUUCUAGAUUUUUGUGUGCAUAUUGGGAUUGGGAUCGAGAAAUGCAUGAAUUGAUGCUGAGACAGGGUAUGUUUUAUAUACGACAUCUUAUUAUGUUUAUUUACAUGUUAUGUGAUUGGGAGAUGAUGUCAACAACAAUAAUUGGGAAAGAAAUUUGCGAAUAUUUGUUGACAACAAAAAUCAUUUGUCCGGACAAUGCAAAAACGACAUGAACUCUUUUACUAUUGAAAAUCAUUGUGCUAUCACUAUGAUUAUUCAUGUUUUACAUCAAUUAGGAAUGUGUGUAUGAAUUGAUAAAUUUAAUGGGAAAUCAAUUGUAUAAAACGCUUUUCUGCUUGGGGUAGGAAGCUUUAUAUGGACAUGGUUAUUGCGAAUUUAUGCAUGGAUACUUGUAGGAAAUAUAUGUAUGGUGGCUGCAAUGGGGAAUUUUUCAUACAUAUAUAAACAAUUGUCCCUUUAUAAUUGGAAUUUAUGCAUGACCGCAGAUUAGAAGUGUGUGUAUACACUUGAUUUAAAUGUGCAAUUGUUAAUGAUUUUUAUGUCAAAUUAUAUUAUUGAAAUGAAAAUGCAUUUUAAAGCUUUUGUUUUUACUAUUUAUAAAAUAUUUAAAUGUUGUUACGUGCAGUUUAAAUACAAACAUUGUUUUUGGCCUUUUAACCAUUAUUAUAGUGCUGGUGUUUUAAGACUUGAACCAACUAUUCUAUACAUGUAGCUGUUAAUUGUCUGGUAACUAAGUACUGGGAUUUUAUGUUUGUUUAUUGAAGUUUAAUUUGAUUGAUAGACACCUGGAUAAUCUAUGCUUAAUAAUUUACUAGUUUAUUGAUCCUAUCAUUUUACAUGCUGCAAAUGUUGUCAUCAUAUAUGUUUAAUUUUAUGAUUUGUUGAUUUUUAUAGAAACUCUAAUAAUUGGAUAGUAUUAAAUGAACUUUUAAUUUAAUUCCUUUGAAAGAAAAUAAUUUUAAAAUCGUGUUGAUGAUAUCUUUAUAUGAAAUAGUACUUAAGGAAUUAUGUACUGAAAUUAUGAGAAUAUGAUUUUGGUAAUGAAUUUGGUACCAUGUAUAUAUAAAUUGUAAAUGUAUAACCAUUGUGUUUGUAAUAACAUGUCUUGAACUGUUA